Molecule: messenger RNA, 1339 nt
Organism: Tilletiopsis washingtonensis
Lineage: Eukaryota; Fungi; Basidiomycota; Exobasidiomycetes; Entylomatales
Exons: 2
Source: RefSeq, a predicted model, not a curated record
CCCGUGGCAAGAACGGCGACGCCGGUGGGGCUGGCGGCGCCGCAGAGGAGGGCGUGAAGCGUGUGCGCCGGCCAGACGUGCCCAGCGAGCGCCUCGGCCGCGCCCGCAGCAGGACGGAACGGUGAGUGGCGAGCACGCCAGACGCAGGCACGGGCGUCGUGAGACCGAGCUGCCCUGAGCCUGGGAGCAGACAAGUGGGCGCAGCGCCGAGGCUUCCUUGCCCUUCUGCCCUCAGCGCUGCCGUCGUCGGAGAUGUAUGAGGCCGUCUUGGAGGAGGCGCGAGCAGCUGCUCGUCUUGACGCGUUCGCAGUCAAGAGUUCCUUGUGGCGGGCAUAGCGGAUGGAAGAGGUGCAGCGCUUCUCUCUACAGGAGCUGCACCACUUGUCGUCGUGUGGGCCUCAUGCUUGCACUGAGCGAGCUAGAGCUGACGCGCAGCUUGCAGCCACCUGCGCCACGUCGACGCUCCGCUCGAGACCUCUCCACCGCGCGCCGGCUCGGCGGUCCGUUCAGCCUCCUCAUCAUCUGCGCUCGGCCGGCGGACACGGCGCUUGCCCGUCUCCGCUGCCGGCAAGGUGCGAGCGCUACAUCUCGGCCUCGAUCCGAGCAGUCCCGGCACCAGUCCCGGCGCGGCUCCUGAGCUGGACGGCCGCGCCGAUGCCUCGCCCGAGGUGCGGCCAACUGCUCGUCGGGCUCGCUCCUCUGGGCGCGAUGAGGCGGGCGUGCGAGGCAGUCAGUCCGAGCACAGCUUGCGAACGCUCUACUCUCCCGAUGCCGCCGCAAAGGUCGACCCGCGAGAGCGGCUGCGACAGGCCGUGCAAGCCGCCGGCGGCUUCUGCGAGCGCUUCGACGCCACGCCCGUGUCCGAGCAUCUCGAGUCGGGCGGCGAGAGCGGCACGGAGAGCGAGAGUCUGCCGCGUGGCUCGACGAGCUUGCCGCUCGGCAGCGCGCCGCGAGGCUAAGCCCAGCAGUCUGAGCACGUACGCUCCGGCGCUCUUGCCUCCUCCACGCUCGACUACGACCGCACCGCAUCUCAUGCCUCUUCACUUGCACGCGCGACAGCCACAGCGCCUCGCCCUCUGUCCCUUCAUUGCACUGCACCAUCCUGCACUUCUCGCGCAUCUCUGCGCUCUCCAAAAGCGGCCUCAAGCCCGCCCAUUGCCAUCGAGCACACCCAUCCACAUACCCUCUUUCCCUGCGUCCGCACCGCGACAAAUCGCCGCGCGCUUCGCAUGCGUACCUGCACACCACACUCCUUGCCCCUCGAGCACCUCCACGCCUGCCGCGCCGCUCGAGCGCGCCGCACGGCCUGAGGCUGAGCCUACAAUGCAUCGUGCACACC